GUAAACACUCAACACAACUUUUUUUCACCAUGGCAAUUUCAUUCCAGCAGACUGCCGCCAUGUCCCUGGAAUCCGUACAGAUCGGAUUCAUGCCCCCUACGGAGCGGGUCUCGGUCGAGAACCUUCUGCAGCUCGUCAGCUAUGCCCAGUCCAAGGGCUUCGACUACAUUGUGGCGCCCAUGAACAGUCCUGCCUACCGUCGGGUUCUCUUUGAGGACGCAGGGCCCCUGGAUCCUGCCAUGGUAGCGUGGAGAGCUGGUCUCGAGGCGUUUAGGCCUGAAGACCUUGUCCUACGCACUGCAGACAACUCGGACUUUAUUGUUGCAACAUUGACAGACUGGCAGGAUUUUGAUUCGCAAGAUUUAAAAACGCGUCUUCAUUCAGAAUUGGCGCUGAAGCAACAGUUUAAUUGGGCGUCGCAUCUUGGACUAGGAGGCAUGAUGCUGCCGUAUCCGCCCUCUUCGGAAUCCUUGACCAAUUAUGGCCGCAUUCUGACAGCUUCACUGUCUCUGCUGCCCUACACGACUUGUUGGUUCAGGGUUCCAUGCAUGGACCAAGAGCUGGAGAGGGAUGUGGCGGAGGAGUUGCAGGGUAUGAAGAGUUGGGAACGUUGGAACAGCCUUCGCAACAUGGCCGGAUCCGAAUCAAAGCUGGGUGUAGCAUUGGAACUGUCAGGCACAUUGCCGACAGAUCAGGUACUAGAUCGCUGGUUCGCAGAACCUGUGAAGGUCAUCGUAUUACCAGAGAACGUCUUUUUGACCAACAACAAGGGAUAUCCGGUUCUCAGUAAACGCCACCAACAUGUCGUCAGGAAGUUCUUAAAGUUCAAGCCGUAUUUCAUGAUAUCCUCCUGCACUAUGCCCAAGCUGGUCCUGGACGAAUUUUCAGAUGAUACAAUGGAGCAAAUCUUGGCUUCGCCGCACGCAGAUUACAUCAGGCAUCUUCAUCGGACACAGGAAGCACCAGGCGUGAUCGAUCAGUUUGCAACAGGAUACCAGGACUAUUUGCAAGCCCCGCUUCAGCCCCUCCAGGACAAUCUCGAAUCAAGCACUUAUGAAACGUUUGAGAAAGACCCGAUCAAAUACCAGCAAUAUGAAUUAGCCGUAGAACGGGCUUUACGGGAUCGACCUGCUCCUAUUAAUGGCGAAUCGGAUGUAACCGUGAUCAUGGUUGUCGGAGCUGGACGUGGACCGUUGGUGAACUGCUCGCUCCGCGCAGCUGAGAAGGCCGGACGGAAUGUGCGUAUUUACGCUGUGGAGAAGAAUCCGAAUGCAUUUGUCACGAUACAGAAUAUGAAGGAGGCGUAUUGGGGCGAUCGCGUCAACAUCGUGUUCUCGGAUAUGCGAACAUGGAAGGCGCCUGAGCAGGCAGACAUUCUUGUCAGUGAGCUACUCGGCUCGUUUGGCGAUAAUGAACUCUCACCAGAGUGCCUCGAUGGUGCGCAAAAGGUUCUGAAGCCAGGUGGCAUUUCCAUCCCUGCCAAUUACACGACGUUUGUCGCACCUAUGUCCUCGAACAAGCUGCACGCGGAUGUCUCUGCAUACAAGGAUUUGACACAUUUUGAGACGUCGUACGUAGUGAUGUUCAAGGCUGUCUCCUUGUUGGCGCAGCCAAAGCCGAUCUGGAUGUUUGAGCAUCCAAACAGGACAGAUAUUCCAUUAGGUCAAGAUCCUCUGAGUAACCACCAUAAUAUUCGUUCAGGCUCGAUUAAUUUUAUCUCGGAAACCAGUGGCAUGGUGCAUGGACUAGCAGGUUACUUUGAAUCGGUGCUCUAUAAAGACGUGACGCUCAGCAUCAAUCCUGCAACACACUCCCCGGGCAUGUUUAGCUGGUUCCCCAUAUACUUCCCAAUCAAGACCCCGUUAUAUGUGCCUGCAGGGGCCGGAGUCGUACUGGACUUUUGGCGACUCACGGAUACGCGCAAAGUAUGGUACGAGUGGCGGGUGAGCUGCCAGGUCGAGGGCCUGGGGACCAUCCAAUCGACUGCGCUGCAUAAUGUCGGAGGUCGCUCCAGCAGCAUUGGGCUCUACUGAACCCAAACCAGGGGCAAUGAAAUAAAAUACGACCGGCAACCCGUUUUCUCAGUGCA
Molecule: messenger RNA, 2089 nt
Organism: Gamsiella multidivaricata
Lineage: Eukaryota; Fungi; Mortierellomycota; Mortierellomycetes; Mortierellales; Mortierellaceae
Product: arginine N-methyltransferase 1.5-like protein
Exons: 5
Coding region: 30-2033 (667 amino acids)
Biological process (GO): peptidyl-arginine N-methylation; regulation of DNA-templated transcription
Cellular component (GO): cytosol; nucleus
Source: RefSeq, a predicted model, not a curated record